AAAUUGUGAUUAAAAAGCCAGAACAAUUUAUUGAGCUUGCUAGUCCUUUUCUGAACUUCAGACUUUCUGCUAUACCUAUACCAAGAGAUACCCAUUUUCCACCAUCCACUUUUAAAAAGGGAUCUCUUCCAGCAUCCAAUCUUCCUUCUGUCACUGAAAGUGAUGAAAGCAUUAUUGAUGUUUAUGGAGAUAUGAAUCCCAUGAGUACAGAAGAAAACUCCCAGGAAUCUACUUUAGUUCCACAACACACUGUUGAGGGAUCCACUAAAGGUGAAUCUACAGAAAAAAUAAGUAGUGAAGUUGCUCAGGUACCAGAAUCAACAGACCCUGCUUUCAGCAACCAAUUAGUAAAUAAAUCUGUUGAAGAAAUUGAACUUGAAAAGAACAUUAUUUCCAAGGAAAUAUGGAUGGACUAUGAAGAUUUCUGUAUUUGCUUUCAGAAUUUAUAUGUUUUCCACAAACCAAAUACCUAUGCCUAUAACUAUCAGAAGUCAGAUUUUAGGAUGGUGGAUGAUCGAGUCUUGUAUUACCUGUGUGUGGACAGCUUGAAACCUACUGAUAUUCUAGUUAGCUUUUCUGCAUUAGUACAUUGGGGAGACACUGGAGCACUUUUACAGAAAGAAAGCCAAGUUAUUCCCAAGGGGUUACUUAUGGUUGAAAGUUUCUCAUGGAAACAUUUAUCUCCAGGGCAGUUAAUCCUGAAGAUUCACACAUAUGCUACUAAGGCUGCUGUAAUAAGUCUUCCUGCUGGCCGCCAUGUGUUACUUUUUACUGCAAGUUCUCCCAUAGGACACAAUGUCCAUCUGUGUAGUAUGGUGCCAUGUGUAUUUGGUGAAGAGGAUAUUGUUCUGCCAAAUCUUGACAAGGAGAGCUACCGGUUUAUGGAACAAGCAGCAGCUAUCAUGAAAGCUAUUGGAAAUGUAUUAAUUAAUUUUGGGAAUGCAGAAAAUCUUCCCAAAGCCAUGAAAGUCCUGGAAUUAACACAUUGCCCCCCUGGCCUUUGUGACACAGGAAUCGCUAGAGAACAUUUUAAGGCUUUCAAUAAUGCUUUUUGGCAUUUGAUGAAACAAAUAUUAGGGAAUAUUGCUCCCAACUAUGAAUUUGCUUACAGAAGUUUUACACUGGAUUUUAAACUCAGUGAUGUUUCUGUUGAAGACACUGAAUCGUCAGAUGCAACAGAGGUAAGUGUCCCUCUUUGGCAGAAUAGAGAGUCUACCCCUGAAGAAGAGGAAGCUGCAGUUAAACUUCAGGCUCUGUGGAGGGGAACCUAUGUCAGGCUACUGAUGAAUGGCAGAAAACCAGGCACAAAGAUGAAUGCUAAAGUCAAAGAAACACUUCAAAAGUUGUGGGCUCUAAUUGAGCCAAAUUUUGAACAAUGUUCUUUGCUGUUUUUGAGAGAUGUAUUUAAAAGUAAAUGUAAGUCAGUUGAAAAAUAUCGUUGCUAUGAAGAUGAAUGGACUAAGACAUCUUUUGCUGAUUAUACUGUAACUUAUGGGGAUCAACAAUCAAAUGUUUGGUUUGUAGUCUUCAGGGAAGUAUUUUACGUUCCAGAAGACAUGAUUAUUGUACCAAAAAUAUAUUCAACCAUACCAGCCUGUGUAUUGCAUGUUGUUGACAAUGACACAUUGCAGGAAAUUCCUCGGGUCUUUCUCAGAGUUGCACCAUAUCUUUAUACAAAGAACAAGAAAGGAUAUACUUUCAUGGCUGAAAUUCAGACUGGUGAAUCACCUGUGAUGGCUGGGAAAGUGAGGCUUCGGCUCUUAAGUUCUUAUACUCCCCUUCCAUUUCUCUCUCGUGAAGCUGUAAACAACUUGUAUGCUGUUAAAGAAGUUAAAGACUAUUAUCUACCAAAUGAUAAGCAUAUUAUAUUCAGAUAUUCAGUAAAAGUUACAAUUCCACUUAUUGCUACUGUGCAGGUACAGACUUCUAAAUCAGAUGCUAUAAUUAAACUACAAGUUCUGGAUUCUGAGGAAGAGAUAGCGAGCUCUACUGGGAAGGGUCAUGUUAUCAUUCCUGCAUUUCACUUCAUAUCUGCUGAAAGGCCUUUAAGUAGUCUGUCAACAGCAAGUAAAGGUGGUGUAAUUCAAAACAUACCCAAAAAAGAAGCUGAAGUUGUAGCCCCUAGGAAAAAAGGUACAGUAGCAGCUCAGAAGAAUGUUAAGUCUUCAGCUAAGGCAUCACAGGAAGGUACAGUUUCAGCAGAAGAAGAAAUUCUUAUUCUUCCUACCAUUGAUGAAAAUUUGCUUCAACAGCCCCACAAAUAUAUUAUACAAGCUUCAGUGUUAUAUAAUAGUUGGCCACUUACUGAAAGUCAAGUGAUAUUUGUUCAGGCACUGAAAGAAUUAGAAAAAAAUGAAAUCAAAGCUCGUCCUGUUGAGAAACAUGAAGAGAAUAUAUCUGUCUUAAGUCCAGACAUUCACAGCAAUUUGGAAGGUCAAAAAUCUGCAGGUUCUUCCAAAACCACUAGAAAAACAAAGGAAAAAACAACUGAUAAAGCAGAAAAAGCACCUAAAGAGAAACCCACAUCUGCUAUUAGACCAGAAUCACAGCAGUCUGAUCCCAACAAACCCUUUUGGAUUUUGCGCCUCGUUGUUGAGCAAAAUGAGAUGGAUGCAGUGGAUUUGAGGAAAGAUACUGAGAGAGCAGAUGAGAUCAAAGCUAUGAAGCAAGCUUGGGAGGCUGCAGAGCCAGGGAGAGCUAUCAAGGCUGCUCAAGAACGCAUGCGUUAUAUUAACGAGUGCAUUAAAAAAAGCAUGAUGGAAGCUGAGGCUGAGAGUGCCAGCCCUCCUGCAGGUUCAGGGGAAACAGAAAAUGUUUCUCCUGUUUCUGAAGUAAUGGUAUCCUCUCCAGUCAUGCCCGAAGCAGGCUUAGCCAUUCAGCGGAAGGAAUGGGCACCUCUAGACCUCACCCUCUAUGUUAGAAAAACACUGCCUCUGCCUGUCAUGAAGAAUGAUUCCAUUAUCCAACAGCAAGAGAUACAUAAAGCAGAGGAAAUAAAUACUUUUAGACAUUUUCGAGAACUGGUUCUGGAACACAGGCAGCAAGAACGCAUGGCUAGGUAUCGGUUGAAGCAAAAUGUACUUGAAAUGUAUGAAGAUUUACAAGCAUCCUUAGAUGAAGCACGAAGCAGGAUCCUCAGUAUCCGAGAAACAUAUAGAACCAAACUACUGGAGGCUGAACUUGUAAGACUAGAAGCACUAGCAGCUGAAGAAGCUGCCCUUCGAGCAGAGCAAGAGAAGAAAACCCCAGAUUUGCAGAAAAAAAAGGGAGGAAAAAGUGUAGGAAAGAAAAAAUAAAAUAUUUUCUGACAUAUUUUCGUAACUUCACUGAUGAGAAAAGAAAAUACUGUUUACUAUACUUAUAGUUUAUGUAUGUAGAACAGAGUUUUUUAAGUGCCGUUUUUUAAAGUAUUAUUUUGCUCUCCAUUAAGUAUUGCAUCAGCCUUUUUAAAUGAUGACACUGAUUUAAAAAUUGUAUAACUUUACAUUGAAUUUUGCAUUAUGCUUAUAUGUUAAGAAUUUUGCAUUAUGCUUUAUAUGUUGCA
This is a messenger RNA of Python bivittatus (Burmese python), 3544 nucleotides long. The record is from RefSeq and is a predicted model, not a curated record. NCBI's taxonomy places the organism in Eukaryota, Metazoa, Chordata, Lepidosauria, Squamata, Pythonidae.